Messenger RNA from Henningerozyma blattae CBS 6284, 1260 nucleotides. Its product is annotated as SUN domain-containing protein. The coding region runs from base 1 to 1260 and encodes 419 amino acids. The transcript has a single exon. Gene Ontology annotation, cellular component: fungal-type cell wall; cell surface. NCBI's taxonomy places the organism in Eukaryota, Fungi, Ascomycota, Saccharomycetes, Saccharomycetales, Saccharomycetaceae. The record is from RefSeq and is a predicted model, not a curated record. Gene Ontology annotation, biological process: fungal-type cell wall organization.
AUGAAAUUCUCUACUGUUGUCACUUUAGCUGCCGCCUCUUCCGCAGUCGUCUCUGCCUUGCCACACAAGAAACGUACCACUUUAAACGGCCAUAACCACAAGAGAGCUAUUGCUAUCCAAUAUGUUUAUGAAACUGUUACUGUCGAUGAAUUUGGUAACACUUUAAUCACUGAAGCUGGUGCUCAACCAACUGUUGUUGCCUUGAAUGAAAACGUCGUUCAAGGUCAAGCUACUGCUGCUCAAGCCGCCACUACUGCCGCUGUUGAAUCUAAAGUCACCACUACUUUAGCUCCGGCCACCACUGAACAAGCUCAAGCUCAACAAGAAGAAACUACUGUUGCUUCAGCUACUUCUACUCAAGCUGCAUCUACUCCAGUUGCUACUUCUCAAGUUGCUUCCACUCCAGUUGCUCAAUCCUCUUCAAGUUCUUCAGGCUCUGGUUCCAUCUUUGGUGAUUUAUCUGCCUUCUCCAAUCCAACUGAAAAAUUCCAAGAUGGUACCAUUCCAUGUGACCAAUUCCCAUCUGGUCAAGGUGUUAUUCCAAUUGAUUGGAUGAACCAAGGUGGUUGGUCUGGUAUUGAAAAUGCUGACACUUCUACUGGUGGUUCUUGCCAAGAAGGUUCAUAUUGUUCUUAUGCUUGUCAACCAGGUAUGUCCAAGACUCAAUGGCCAUCCAACCAACCUGCCGAUGGUAGAUCUGUUGGUGGGUUAUUAUGUAAGAAUGGUUACUUAUACCGUUCUAACCCUGAUGCCGAUUACUUAUGUGAAUGGGGUACUGAUUCCGCCAUGAUCGUUAGUGAAUUAGAUCAAGGUGUUGCCAUCUGUAGAACCGAUUACCCUGGUACUGAAAACAUGGUUAUCCCAUCCUUUGUCGAAGCUGGUCAAUCUUUACCAUUGACUGUCGUUGAUGAAGACAAUUAUUACAUGUGGAGAGGUCAAAAGACUUCUGCUCAAUACUACGUUAACAAUGCUGGUGUUUCUGUUGAAGAUGGUUGUAUUUGGGGUACCCCAGGAUCUGGUGUUGGUAAUUGGUCUCCAUUGAACUUUGGUGCUGGUUCCACUAAUGGUAUUACUUACCUAUCUUUGAUUCCAAAUCCAAACAACAGAUCUCCUUUGAAUUUCAAUGUCAAGAUUGUCGCAUCUGAAGGUGCUACCGUAAACGGCGAUUGUUCUUACGAAAAUGGUAGUUUCAACGGUAACAGCGAUGGUUGUACCGUUGCUGUUACUAACGGUGUUGCCAACUUCGUCUUGUACAAUUGA